Fukomys damarensis (Damara mole-rat) is the source of this 4400-nucleotide messenger RNA. RefSeq names its product transcription factor SPT20 homolog. The transcript has 4 exons. Gene Ontology annotation, biological process: regulation of transcription by RNA polymerase II. NCBI's taxonomy places the organism in Eukaryota, Metazoa, Chordata, Mammalia, Rodentia, Bathyergidae. The record is from RefSeq and is a predicted model, not a curated record. The coding region runs from base 987 to 3410 and encodes 807 amino acids. Gene Ontology annotation, molecular function: transcription coregulator activity. Gene Ontology annotation, cellular component: SAGA complex.
ACAGUUCAUAAAGGAAAGGGCUUGAACUGGAAUAAUAAAUUGCCUUUGCCUCAAAGGAGAAGUCUGCCAUAGCUUUUCAGGCCCCAGGAUAUAACAAUUUUAAUAAUUAAAAUUAAUUAUUUUGUGGAAAGGAGUUUCUGCUAUUUCCUGGACUUUCAAACUCUAUGUGACGCUCCAAAGAAGUGAAAGGACAAGAGGAGCUUCAGUCUUCACCUUCACCUUGGAUGCUGUCUCCUGAUUUCCAGCACAAACUCUUCACUCUCUAGCACAGACCUUUCAGCCUCUUGAUAUGGACUCACACGGCACACCAGGCACAACUUUUGUGCUUUUCCACACCUGACUCUGCAGGUGGACAUGAGGACAACGACAAGCGUACGUGACACGAAAACCCUUAGGCAGAUGCUCACUGGAGAACAUGAAAACUCCUGAUGCUUGCACCAAAUAUGUGUCAUCUCCACGGAUGUAAGCGAUACCAACUCUGUGUCAUGCAGGCGUGCUGAAUGGGGGCUGCUACCGAAGCAGCCCUAAGGUGGGGACGAGAGAUUCUCAAGGGAGCAAUUCUUUGACUCUCGCACUCAGACCAGCCGCGAGCUUCCAGGAGGUUGCUGGCAAUGGCCUUCCCGCAAAACUGGUUGAAUCUUGAAAGUGUCUCAGCGUACACCCUGUUUUCAUGGGUUACCGGUGCUUGCACGUGCACGGUUUGAAAGUUCCACGUAAAAGAGACGCGCACGCGUCCGGUGGGCGCAGGGCACCAGACCGGAAGUGGAGGCAGAGGCCUGGUGCACUCACGUGGUCACCGCGCGGCACGAGCCUGAAGCUGGGCACGUGGGCGGGGGAGAGUACGCAGUGCGCAUGUGCAGCAACCAAAAUCCCGGAGGUCACGUCGUCGACGUCGGCCUCCUCCUGUAGUCGUCGUCCACGGCACUGACUCUGACUCGCGUGAGUGAGUGAGGCCCUUCCCGCUGACAGGGCCUGGGUACGUCACGAUGCAGCGAGGGUUAGAGCAAGCCCUUGACCGUGCAGAGGAGGUCAUUGCGAGGGCCCGGCAGAGACCCCCGGAAAGGAGAGCCCCUUCGGGCGAGGAGAAGUCUCUCCAUGAAAAGCUUUAUGACAUUUAUGUGGAAGAAUGUGGCAGAGAGCCCGAGGACCCCGAGGAACUCACAACCAGCUCCAACCUGCUAGAGAAGCUGGUUAGCAGAGAGUCGUUGCCGUGCCUAGUGUUCAGCCUGUACCCCGGAGAUAAGGGCUAUUCUGUGAUGCUGGAUGACAAAAGUGGGUCCUUUUCAGAGACCAUUUCGCUGCCCUAUGGAGAAAGUAAACUGUUGGAGUACUUGGAUGCACAACAGUUACCUCCUGUUCUGCUCGACCUCCUGAGCACCUCUCAGAUGAACCUUUUCCACAGUGGCUGCGUCAUAGCAGAAAUCCGAGACUACAGGCAGUGUGGGGGCCUGGACUCUCCUGUGUACAAAAGUAGGCAUAUUCUCUUACGUCCGACGAUGCAGACCUUAGUGUGUGAUGUAGAGGCCAUCGCAAGUGACAACCCUCCAUGGACACAGCAAGACAAGCUCACCCUUGAGAGCCAACUGAUCCUGGCUACAGCAGAACCACUGUGUCUGGACCCUUCUGUGGCAGUAGCCUGCACUGCCGACAGACUGCUGUUUAAUAUGCAGACGAUGAAUGCUGCACCAAUGGUACAGUCCUUCAAGAGGCAUUCCUGGCCUUCCGUGAGCCUACAGGAGGAGUCAUUUUCAUCUACUUCUCACCCUGACUCUAGAGUACUAACUGCUUGCGAAAAAAGAAAAGAAAAGAAAUCUAGUCAAGAAGAGGACCUGAAGAUCACAACACAGAACUAUGUAGACAAAUGGAAACAGAGACCCUGUGACCUGAACUUGCCUUCUGAAAUUGAUGUGGACAAAUAUGCCACAGGAAACCAACCUGGUAAUGCAUCACCAACAUUCUGCUCAUCUCCUGUGAUAGAAAAUGACUUUGUAUUUGACUAUGAAGCUGAGAGUCACCUAUGGGAAACAAAGCGAGACAUCCUGAUGUCCAAUAAUGAUCCACUUUGGUGUGAUAUCGUAGAUCCACCAAAUUAUCCCCUACUCAAGAGGCUGAGACAGGCCCCACACGCCUCCACAGGUGACCAAUCAGGCGGUCUCCAGCCUAAAUCAAAGACUGAUGCUGGAAUGGAAGUCAGCACAUGCCAGGCAUCUGUCAAGAGCACAGCUGAAUAUGCAGGCGAGAUGGCAUCAGGCCCCAGUAUCUCAGCCAGUGUCAGUCAACCCUCUCCACAGGCAAAGCCAAGACAGCCUAUGACCUCAGUGUCAUCAGAGCCUUCAGUAUCCGGAAAUGCAGUCAAUUCAGGAGCUCCAUGGGUCACAUCUACCUCCACCUCAGGACAGAGUUUUUCAGGUCAAGAUCCCGCCGCACGACGAGCCUACAGCUCCCGGAAGCUCCCUCCUCUUGCUCCUGCUCCCAAGCCACGCAAAGUUUCUCAGAAGUGUCCUGUGUAUAUCAAAGGAGAUAGCUCACUUCCUCCUCAGGCCCAGCCCUCUGCAAGCCAUUCACAAAACACAGCGGUGACCAAGAACCGAACCAGCUCCACUAGCCUGAAGAUCAUCCAUGUGGUGGGCCCAGCACGGGGAAGCCAGGGUUUGGUGAGUGCUUCACAUUCCGUGCUGAGCAGUCCCACUGAUGCCCCAGGUGCUAGGGUAACCCAGCCCAGUGGCCUUCAGCCCUCAGAAAGGCAGCGCCCCAAUUCAGGGUUAAGUGGGACACAGCCACCCUCUCAGCCAGGUAUGCAAAUCACUUUACAUAACCCUUCUGGUCUCAUGCCCUUAACUAUACUCCAACUUUCACCUGGUUCCAUCAUUUUGAGCACCCAGCCCCAGCCCCAGGCUCAGACACAGACACAGAUCCAGCAGCUGCAACUGCAACUCCUUCCCCAAGCCCAUCCCCCACCCCCACAGCAUCCUCAGGUGUUUCAGCUGAUUCCACAACAACAGCUUCAGCAACCCACAACUUCUGUUCCACCACAGCAUGGCCCACAGGCUUCUGCCAAACGUCCAAGCAGUCGGCAGCGGACCUUGCCAGCUCAGCAAAAUGUUGUGAUCAACCUUUCUGGAGAAGGGCAUUUUCAGAAACCCCAGGCAGCUGUGUUAGGUCAGCGUGGCUCUGGCCAGCAAAGACCUAGGCAGAGCCCUACUCCUCAGGGAUUCCAGGCCCCUCCUGCUCUGCAGCAACAGGUGCAGGCACAUGGGCAGGUGCAGAGUCACCAGGUGAAAUACUGGCAGUGUCCAGUGUCUGUGGCGACAAGAAGCACUCAGACCAUUAGCAUCCCCCAACAUGACCACACAGCCCACCAAGACAAAGAUAGCACCAACAAAGACCUGCCACCCACCCCAAAGUCCUGAAUCUUAGUUUAGUUUUCCUGUUUUUAAAAAAAUUCAGGCAUAAAAAAAUUCAAACAUAGACAUAAAUAAGAUUCAAGUGUUUGAUGUGUCACUAUUUUACAUUUUAAAGCAUAAACUUUAUAUCACAGCACAGUUCCAUAAUUUUUACAUAGAAACAGGGAAUGCAUUUAAUAAACCAUGAUGGUCUUGCUGAAGUUAUUCCUUUUGCUGUUGCUGACAUACUUUUGCUGUAUCAUUUUAAUGUGUGCUCAAACCCAAACUACGUUCAUUUUAAACUCUUGAAACAUAUAAUUUCUCUGUACAAUAAAACAACAAUAAGAAUAAACAUCUGGUUAAUGUUUGAGCAAGAUGAGCUAGUUUUAAGAUUUUGAUUAUAAAAUAUAACACAAAAUUGACUCUCUUCACCAUUUUAAGGGCACCAUUCAGUAGUAUUCAGCCCUUUCUCACGGUUGUGCAGCACAGCUGUAGGAGUUUUGCGUCUUACAGAUCCCAUCUCUGCACCCGUUAGACACCAGCUCCCCAUUUCCUGUCCCUCGGCCCCUGGCAGCCUGCAUUCAUUCUGCCUCCUGUCUCCAUGAAUUUGAGAAUGCUGGGCAGGUCACAGAAUGAAAUCCUGACAGUGCUCAUCAUGUGGAGAUGGGUUUAUGUCACUUAGCGUGAUGUCCUCGGGGUUCAUCCCACGUGACAGGAAAAUGAUCGCUUUUUAGAAACUAGUUUUCCUGUAGAGUACAUACCUAUGAGCUGGGGAACCAUGUUUGAGGACAACAUAGUUGGUAUGCAUGUGUCCCCUUUGAAAGGUUUGUGUGCAAGGUAUGAAUUGUAAUUACUUACUACACACCUAGUUUGAAAAAGCAAAAGAAUCCACAAGAAAUGAAGGUCACACUGAGGUUGAGUACACCAGAGACACGCACACCUGUGGGGUGCAUUUGUUAGCAGAUGUGCCAGUGUGACAGUCCCCGGACCUUCCUGGGUCUCCCCUGCACUCAUUGC